Exophiala mesophila is the source of this 1406-nucleotide messenger RNA. RefSeq lists its product as uncharacterized. Gene Ontology annotation, molecular function: oxidoreductase activity; nucleotide binding. Gene Ontology annotation, biological process: NADPH regeneration. Lineage: Eukaryota; Fungi; Ascomycota; Eurotiomycetes; Chaetothyriales; Herpotrichiellaceae. The transcript is spliced from 2 exons. The record is from RefSeq and is a predicted model, not a curated record. The coding region runs from base 51 to 1142 and encodes 363 amino acids. Gene Ontology annotation, cellular component: cytoplasm.
UAGGUACUUACUGUACCACAUAUACACUACCACCAACAAGUCUCAUUAUCAUGUCCUCGCCAAAACUCAAGGUUGCCAUCGUUGGCCUCGGCCGCAUGGGUUCGCGCCAUGCUCUACACUUCCAUCACCUGACACCGCGUGCUGAACUCGUGGCCGUCUGCUCUCCCAACCCCAGUGAGUUGGCCUGGGCCACCGAGAGCCUCCAAGGGAUCCGCACCUAUCUCGACUACGACCAUAUGCUUCGAGAAGAAACCGACCUUCAGGCAGUCGUCGUUUCAUCUUCAACUACUGUUCAUGCUGAACAUGCCAUCAAAGCCAUUCAGCUUGGUCUGCAUGUCCUUUGUGAGAAGCCGCUUAGCACAUCCAUCGAGACAUCCCAAUCCGUGCUAAUCGCUUACCAUCACUCUCUUGAGAAACACCCAAAUCAAAAAGUCCUUUGUGGCUUCUCCAGACGCUUUGAUCCCAGCUAUCGAGAUGCGUACCAAAAACUCCAAUUAGGUCUGAUCGGUCGCCCAUCUGUCUUUCGCAGCCAGACAUGUGACAAACUCGACCCUACUGGAUUUUCCAUCGAAUACGCCCAAUCAUCUGGCGGCAUUUUUGUCGACUACUCCAUUCACGAUAUCGAUCUUGCACUGUGGUUCUUUGGUGAGAACUCGGUCCUCAAAUCCGUCAGCGCCGUAGGCAUCAGCGCCAUCAGCCCCGAGAUAGAAAGAUACAAUGAUCGUGACAACGCUCUCGGUAUUGUCGAAUUCUACGGUGGCAAGAUAGCGCAGCUGUUCUGUUCACGCAUGACGGCCGCUGGUCAGGAAGACACCACUGAGAUCACUGGCACACGGGGAAAAUUGGCCAUCAACACUCAACCACAGACAAAUCUGCUUCAGAUCCAUGACUCGACUGGUAUUCGACGUGAGGUUGCACCCCAUUACUAUGCUCGUUUCCGCGACGCCUUUAUUGCAGAGGCCAAUGAGUUUACUACUUGUUGUCUCGAUAACACCAAAAUGCCUUUUCCUCUUGAGAGCGCUGUCAAAGCUCUCGAGAUUGCCCUUGCCUUGCAGGAGAGCAUGCUCACAGGCAAGAAGAUUGAUUUUGACCAGAAUGGUCAUAGAGUUGCCAGCGGUGAUCGCCUCACAGCCAAGCUGUAGGACAAGACUGAAGCAAGAUCGCAUCGAAUGUUCCACAGCUACACUCCUCAGUUUUAGACAGGAUAUAUGCAUGGAAUGGAAGAUAGGUAAGAUUCAUAGAUGGAAAUGGAAGAUACUCGAUACCAGAUAGGUAACUAUUUCGACUUGAUUUUUACAUAGUCCAUGAUGAUCUUCGAUGACUAAAAAGCAUCGUCCAUCAUGUCACCAUGUACCAUGUACCUGGUAAUGUACCGCAUAGCCUCGACCAGAAAUCGCCCAUUAAGC